AUGGAUUGGUGUGAGAACAAUUACGACAUCAGCUACUAUGUCGCCGAGUUCUUCAACUCGCUUUCGUCGAUCGCCAUGAUCCUAGUCGGAAUUGUCGGCGUCUACCUUCAUGCGUCCUUCGAGAAGCGGUUCCUCCUGACCUUUGGAUCGAUCGCCAUUGUCGGUCUAGGCUCAAUUGCCUUCCACGGGACAUUACUCUUCCCCCUACAGAUGUUGGAUGAGGUGCCCAUGGUCUACUCCAUCCUGGCAUUGGCCUAUUGCUGCAUCGAGAACCGGUCCUAUCGCCGGUACGGAGUCUGGUUUCCUGUCAGCAUUGCCCUCUAUGGCCUCUUGACGACAGUGGUCCUUGUCGGUGCUGGCCCACACGACCUGAUGCUUGCGUUCGUUGUCUUCCAGUCGUCGUUUGCGUUCAUGGUCCUUGUCGUGAUGUCGCAUAUUGUCAAGAUCUACGCCGAUAUCCAGGAUGUGAAAAUUCGCCACAUGUGGAAAACGACGGGAACGAUUGCGCUGACGGCGUAUGUGUUCUGGAACAUUGACUACCGGUUGUGCGAUGCGAUGCAAAACCUGCCCUUUGGACUGGGCAACCCUCAACUGCAUGCGUUCUGGCACUUGGGCGCGUCGGUGGGAUCGUAUUUGGUGACGCUGUUGGUGUGCUAUAACCGCGCCGAGAACCUUGGACAGAGCCCGAUGAUGGAGUGGAAGUGGGGUCUGGUGCCGCAUGUUGUCGUCAAUGUCAAGCACAGCAAGUCGUCCUAG
This is a messenger RNA of Linnemannia hyalina, 756 nucleotides long. The record is from the annotation of a GenBank genome assembly. NCBI's taxonomy places the organism in Eukaryota, Fungi, Mortierellomycota, Mortierellomycetes, Mortierellales, Mortierellaceae.